AUGGCGCCGCAACUGGUGCUGAUCCCGUCGCCGGGGAUCGGCCAUCUGGUGGGAAUGAUAGAGCUAGCCAAGCUCCUCAUCCACCGCUACCACCACCUCUCCGUCGUCCUUCUCGCCAUCAAGUCCCGCUCCACCACCAGCAAAUCCCACGACUACAUCAACUCCAUCUCCGCCGCCGGUCAACAUUCCACCCGUCUCAGCAUCAUCCAGCUCCCCAACAACGACGACCCCUCCGAUCCUAACCCCACCUACGUUUCCUUCGUGGAGAGCAAAAAGCCCCAAGUCAAAGAAGCCGUCUCCCGCCUCAUCUCCACCGACCACCACCUCGCCGGCUUCGUCCUCGACAUGUUCUGCACCUCGAUGAUCGACAUCGCCGACGAGCACUCCCUUCCUUCCUACAUAUUCUACCCUUCCAGCGCCGCCAAUCUCGCCUUCACCUUCCACAUCCAGGCCAAAUUCGAUUACCAGGGCCUGGAUCUAACAAAAUCCACCGAAUCCGAGCUUUCCGUUCCAUUUUUCGCCAAUCCGCUGCCACGUAAGGUCGUCCCCCCGGCCGUUAUGAACGAGGAGUGGCUUUCCAUCAUACUGGAUCACGGCCGGAAUUUCCGGCGAGCCAGGGGCAUCCUCGUAAAUACAAUCAGGGAGAUGGAAUCCCAUUCGCUGGAGUCUCUUACGGAGAUGGAAAUCCCGAAGGUGUACCCGGUGGGGCCCAUUCUGAAUCUGGACGGUGGAGGCGGGUUGGACUCGUCAACGGCAGAGAUCGUGCGGUGGCUGGACGGUCAGCCGGAUUCUUCCGUCGUGUUCCUCUGUUUCGGCAGCCUGGGGACGUUCGGCGCCGAUCAGGUGAGAGAAAUUGCUAUUGCGCUGGAGAAAAGCGGGGAGAGGUUCUUGUGGUCCCUGCGGAAGGGUGCACCGGAAGGGGUGAGGGCGCACCCGACGGACUACGACGACGUCGGGGAAGUUCUGCCGGAAGGGUUUCUCGAUCGGACGGCGACGGUGGGGAAAGUGAUUGGGUGGGCCCCACAGGCGGCGGUUCUGGCGCAUAAGGCGACCGGAGGGUUCGUGUCGCACUGCGGGUGGAAUUCUACUAUGGAGAGCGUGUGGUUUGGGGUUCCGAUGGCCGCGUGGCCGAUGUACGCGGAGCAGCAGUUCACGGCGUUUGAGCUGGUGGAGGAGGUGGGAAUGGCGGUGGAGAUCAAGCUGGACUAUGUGAUGGGGAGCUCCGGGGUUGUGGCGGCGGGUGAGAUUGAAGGAGGGAUUAGGCGUUUGAUGGAAAAGGGUAGCGAAAUGAGGAGGAAAGUUAAGGAAUUGAGUGAUGAAAGUAAGGAAUUGAGCGGUGGAAUUGCAGAGUUCGUUCGUGAGGUCAUCGGCGACGAUUCAUCAUUGUGA
This is a messenger RNA of Linum tenue, 1389 nucleotides long. The record is from the annotation of a GenBank genome assembly. NCBI's taxonomy places the organism in Eukaryota, Viridiplantae, Streptophyta, Magnoliopsida, Malpighiales, Linaceae.